AUGGCAUGUGCUGUCAAUGAAGCUAUGGUUGCAUUCAGAGGAAGGCUUGAUUUCCGACAGUAUUUGUCGUCAAAACCGACCAAAUAUGGGAUCAAAAUUUGGAUGCGGGCAGAUUCCCACAAGGGCUAUUGUAACGAUUUUAGCGUUUACUUGGGGAAGCCUAAAGAUGGUACUCGUCAGGUAGGCCUUGGUAAAAAGGUAGUUGAAGACCUAACAGAGCCACUGUAUGGUACGAACAGUCACAUCUACUGCGAUAAUUACUUCUGCAGUCCUGCAGCCCUGCAGAAAGGCUUGUAUUGCUGCGUAACUGUCAGAUCAAAUGUAAAGGGGCUCCCUUUCGAUCUUGACUCGAAGAAAAAGGUGAACAACCUCAAAAAGGAUGGCGGAGAUUCCAAGCAAUUCCAAAAUGAUGGGAUUCUUGUUUCUGCUUGGCGCGAGAAGAAGGGGCACAAGCCAGUUCUGGUUGUAUCAACAAAUACCGAUCCAAGCGAAGGCCCAACUAUUAUCAAUGGGCGUCAAAAAGAUGGGACCAUGAAGGAAGUUCCUUGCGUUUGGCCAAUUGUCAAAUACAACAACUUCAUGAAUGCUGUUGACCACAGCGAUCAGCUUCGCACACUAUAUCCUACAGCCCGUUCAACGAAGCGCUGGUGGCUUUAUAUUAUGUGGUUUCUGUAUGAUAUUAGCCUGGCAAAUGCUUUAAUUUGUUUGAAGGAAUCAGAAAACCACAAAAAGAUCAACUCAAGAGGCAUUGCGGUAGCCCCAAGUGUCUUGUCGUUCAAGAAGGCAAUCGCAAAGUACCUCCUUGAAGGCCAAAACUAUCGCAAGCGAAAGGCCUCCAAGGGAGGACACUGGCCAAAAAAAACGAAGACUGCCAGAAGAUGCAAAAAAUGCAUUGCUGAGAAGAAACGGGCUGAAUCAAGGAUCAUUUGCGACGGGUGCAGCAUCAAUGAUUCUGUCCAUCUUUGCAUUGACUGUUUUAGGCCUUUCUACGAAAAGAACAAUAAAUUUUUUGACCUUUUUAACAAUUUUCUAACCACCAUAGUGUUUUACUUAAAGAAUUUAACUCUUUUGCAUUGUUUUUUCUCUUGUAUGUAUGUAAAAAGACCCAAUGGUUUUUGA
This is a messenger RNA of Rhopilema esculentum, 1119 nucleotides long. The record is from RefSeq and is a predicted model, not a curated record. Lineage: Eukaryota; Metazoa; Cnidaria; Scyphozoa; Rhizostomeae; Rhizostomatidae.